Messenger RNA from Cynoglossus semilaevis (tongue sole), 2084 nucleotides. Its product is annotated as RNA-binding protein 4B-like. The transcript is spliced from 4 exons. Gene Ontology annotation, molecular function: RNA binding. The record is from RefSeq and is a predicted model, not a curated record. Bases 283 to 1275 code for a protein of 330 amino acids. NCBI's taxonomy places the organism in Eukaryota, Metazoa, Chordata, Actinopteri, Pleuronectiformes, Cynoglossidae.
GAAACUUUAUUCAACAUUUAAUUAGAUCUUAAUAUAACAUAUAAUAGUUUCCCAAAUACUUCUUGUACAUUUUCUAGGCUAAUAGCUUAGUGUUUUGUGCUAGUUUACUUACAAAACAAGUAAUACCUGUAUUCAGUCGAGUUCCAUCUGCCUUUGAUUGACAUGUCAGCCAACCAAUCAGAAUAACAUCCUAGUGUACAUAGCUAAGCCGGCAUUUCCUGUUCGUGAACUCAAAGUUUCGGCUUCAGGGUUCCGCGUCUGUACACUGAUAUUGGAGCAAGCAUGGUGAAAAUUUUUAUUGGAAACUUGUCCCAGGAUGCCGAGAAGGACGAACUUGAAGCCUUGUUUGUUCAGUUCGGCACAGUGACAGAAUGCGCCAAAUAUAAAAACUAUGCCUUUGUCCAUAUGGAAGAUCGUAAGGCUGCCACUAAAGCCAUUCGCGAGCUCCAUCUCCACAAGCUGAACGGCAGACCUAUCAAUGUAGAACUCAGCAGAGGGAAGAACCAAGUCCCUGUCAAACUGCACAUUGCCAACGUUGAAAAGGGGUCAGAAGAUGACCUCCGUGCGCUUUUUGAAGAAUAUGGCAUGGUCACAGAAUGCGCCAUUGUUAAAGAUUUUGCCUUUGUACAUAUGGGCAGCUAUGAUGAGGCAAUGGAUGCAAUAAAAGGCCUGGAUGACACCGAAUUUAAAGGAAAGCGCAUUCACGUUCAAAUUUCUAAAAGCAGACCCAGAGCAGCACCUGAAAUGGAGCCUUAUCCACCCCCUCCACCUAGGGGAGGCUAUUAUCCUCCCCGUUAUCCAAGUAUGGGACCGGAGCAUCCUUACAGAAGCCGCAUGUCUGCAUACCCUCCUCCCCCUCCACCGCCCCCUCCUCCGAGGCGCCCAGUUUAUCCUGAUCACGGCUAUGGCGAGAGAGAUGGCUAUGGAGUGGUGGAUUACUAUGAAAAAUACAGAGCUCGUCCUUAUGAUGACAGACGAGCAAUUCCUCCUCCUCCCCCUCCCCCUUCAGCCCUGGUUAGAGAACGCCUUGGAAUGGGGUCCCUUGAUCCAUAUGAGCGGCGCCCACUGGCACCACCAUCCUACAUGACACGAGACAGAAGCCCAAUCAGGAGACCCCCACCACCUGCUCCAUCUGCGGGAAAUGGCUUCUCCUAUGAGCGUGCCAGAAUCUCUCCAAUGUCUAGAACGCCCUUGUAUGGAGCCCCCAGGCCCAGGGACUCUUAUUCGGACAGGGUGCCACCUCCGCCGCCUCCUCCACGCUAUGCAGACUACUAGGCACCUAACUGCCAGACAAGCUUUUAGACCAUGCUGAAGGCACCAGCUCAUGGUAAGUCAUCCUUGGAAGAUGUUCAUCGUCCUGCAGAACAGGUAUGUAUUAUAACAUUUUUCUAUAUUUUACACUUACACUUACAAUUACAUUUUCAAUUAUCACACAGAUUUCAUUUUAAGUGUGCAUUCACCCCACAAUAUUAAGUAGAAAUUAGACUUUUAUAUAUUUAAAAAAAAUGCAUCGAAAGUGGUUGUUGUCUGAUGUACUUUCUAUUUAUGCAAGUGAAGUGAAAAAGUGAAAUUGAUGUUUGUUUUGUUUUGGGUUUUUUUGAGCUGCAACAUUGAAUUUAACCACUUGGCAGUUUUAUAAUCAAACUGGUAAAAAUAUUGACCAAGCAGAUGUUGACAUUCCAUGUUAUCUCUAUCUGUUGCAGGUCAUAUGUUGAAUUGAGUCCAAGGACCUUGUUUAUUUUAACACCAUGAAGUGAAAGGUAGGACUUUGUCUUUUUACUGGUGUUUUAAAAUGAGCACUGUCUAAUUCAACUGAAUUCUCAUGGUUGUACAGGUGGUGAAAUGGUCCGGUUCAGUCCAUGGCAUAUCUCUCUGGUUCGGUCGAUGGUAAGGGAAUAUUUUUGCAAUCACUCCUACCACUUAAUGGUGUGGGUGAUUUUUUUUUUUGUCUUGGUUAAACUUGACUGGGGAAUGGGGGGUGGAGGGGGACAGUUUCUGGACUCAUCUGUUCCACUUAGGGUUAUCAUUAUAUUUUUUUCAUAUAAUUCUUAACUAUUUUGAGUAAUAAAGUUUCUUUAAAAAAA